Messenger RNA from Ornithodoros turicata, 2259 nucleotides. RefSeq lists its product as uncharacterized. The transcript has 5 exons. The record is from RefSeq and is a predicted model, not a curated record. NCBI's taxonomy places the organism in Eukaryota, Metazoa, Arthropoda, Arachnida, Ixodida, Argasidae. Bases 1 to 2166 code for a protein of 721 amino acids.
AUGAUGGUGAGAUACCGCUACUGGUUACUUACACACACAGCGGCGAAAGCCCCGAAGAACUCAAUUGUGCUACGUUAUAUUCCAGAUACUGCGAAGCACAAGACAGGCAAGCGGUGCUCGGACGACUUCGACUGCGUGCAAGUCUUGGGCCAAGUGUGCAACAUCGAGAAGCAAGGCUCGACAGGAACCUGUCAGUGCCCCGACACCACACCUGUUCGUGUAGUGGAGCACGACCAGCCAAGAUGUGUCUCUGCUCGCCUGAUCUUUGAAGACUGCGCGGACACCGCCGAAUGUGCGUUCCUCAACCCUUAUGUGGAAUGUGUGAACCAGAUCUGCACCUGCUCGCCACCGAACGUUAUGAAAAGAAAGGACCUGUGCAUCCCAGAUUCAGCAUCCAAUACUACUUUCCAGACGGCCAACGUGUUUGCCAUGCUUCUCAUGAGCAUCGGAGCUAUCGCAGGCUUUGCAGCUCUUGUAGCCAGGAUCAUAAUUGUCAGAGAAGGCCGACACCAAGAUAGCGACGAAGGACCACAUGGUCGUUAUCGAUGGCGACAUCACGCGGAUGAUCCUUCGAUGGUCCUGUUAAGCAAAGGCAUCAAGCGCAUUUUCAAUGACUGCAAAGAUAAGAUACAAGAUAUGGUACUUCGAAAGCCCGUGCUCUCUCCGCAGAUGCAAAGUCUAAUCGAAAUCCGGCCUACCAGGCCUACCAGAACCUCCCAUGAGAGCACGGUUGUGGUCGAUGUCCACGUGCCAUACGAACCGUUGGACUUUGAGGACAUGGCUUCGUUGGAAUGUCACCUUCGCAGAGCAACGCGACAGCUUUCUCAAGAAGAGUCUCCAACAACAGCAAAUACUUCAUUGGGAGCGACAACAUCACACAGGUCGAAGAUUACUAAGAAGUCAGUCGAGCCGUUGCAACAGACCUCCCCAGUUACCACUCCAAAUAUGGCGACAUCUCUGGAUUCUCAAAGGCAAGCUGACGAUGUCCUUGUGCCGCAUAUUGAACACGCCGAAGUGAAUGCGGACCCACCAUCGCCAAAGCACGGGGACGACGAGAAAAGACGAGAUCUCAACUUGAACGCGGACCUAGAACACAUUAUGCAGAUAGUUAUAGACCAGCUCUCAAACCCGCAAAGCAGCCAAGCUGGGCUCCGCAGAAUCGAAGGAGACGAAUGCAGAGUAGAAGUUGACGAGGGCAAGUUUUCUGAUACAGUCCGAGCCGUGUAUUCUCGAACUCUGCUCAAGCUACGCCAGAAGCUACACACUAUGGUGGCGCAGGAAGCCCCCAGCGUUGACCAAGUGUCUUUCGGAGAUUCCUGUCGGACGUCCAGCGCUAUUCCAAGAAAUAAAACCGUGGAGCUGCUUCCUUCUCUCGAUAAAGGGUGCGGCGAAGCAAAAGGCAAGACGUACGCGGAUGUGUCCACCCUAUGUCGAAUUCUAACUCCACACUCUGUCUCGAAGGAUCCACAUAAGCGAAUUCGAAUAAGCGAUACGGUCUCCGAACAUCGGGUCGGUAGAAAUUUUCCGGAGCCUCCAGUCUAUGGUGUUCCUCGCUUGCAGACUCAUCAAAGCACCCCUGCAACCAUCGAUGCUUUUCCUGUUACACAGACACCCGAUCGUCUUCCAAAAAGGUGUUACCUUCUUAGAGAGGAACGACAAGAUAAUCCGACGACCGAAUCAUUUCACUCUUGUUCCGACCCCAAUCGUUUUAUGAGACAACGUAAGUUCAUUCCGACGACGACCCUGCCGAUAUCCGAUUCGGCAAAACUGGUUCUGGAGCCGAUUUCGAGUGAUGUGGACCUUCACAAUCGUCCUAGGGAUAGUCUGAAGGCGUACCUUGCAGGCAAGGCUCCGACUGUAGCUACUGCAGAUUGUCCCUCGAUAAAUGAUUCCUUGCAAAACAAUGGGGAGGUUGAUAGAACACAGUCAGGUGUUGGUGGAUUCACAAAAAUGGUACACCCAAGGGUACACUACAUUGACUCUGACAAUGCCUUGCAAGUCAGGGAAGAAACCUCGCUCUGCAGUAUACCAAAGAAGCUUCUUAAGAAGCCACCUAAAAUCGUUUUAUUCCCGAUAAAAGACGAGGUCGUAGGUCUGCAAGCCGAAGAAGAAACGCCACUACUUAACCUGGAAACCUGGAUACCUAAGAAGAAGAGGAACAAGUGAGUUCUUCUACCCCCUUAUUCAAGAAAGAGAGGAGGUUUACAAUAUCACACACAAGAUAGUUCAUUUUCGUUGUCACGACUGGAACUAGGGUCA